AUGGUGUUGCCAGAUGCUUCUGGGGAUGUGCUGUCAGAAAUGGAUGUGGAUGCUUUCAGACGCCUGUUUCCUCUUCGUUUUUUUGAGACUCAUCUUGUUAAAUCUACACGACCUGAUGGCAGGUCACUAGCCGAAGCUAGAGAGACUUCUUCAGCCCUUGGGGCUGUUGCAUCUGCUGAUGGCUCAGCAUUAGUAAAGAUUGGUUCAACUAGAAUGUUGGCUGCUAUAAAAAUGGAGGUCAUGACCCCUUCAAAAGAGUCACCGGAUGAGGGUUGCAUAGCAAUUGAUUUCCACAUGCCUCCAAUUUGCUCCCCAACUGUUAGGCCUGGCAGGCCAGCUGAGGCAGCACCUGUGGUGUCGAAGCAGUUAUCUGACACUAUUUUAAGUUGUGGCAUGAUUAAUUUGAAGGAGUUAUCCUUGAUCAGCGGAAAGGCUGCUUGGAUGGCCUACCUGGACAUAUAUUGUUUGGAUGCUGAUGGUGCUCUUUUCGAUGCUGCUUUGCUGUCAGCAGUUGCUGCCUUUUCUCACUUGCAGAUUCCUGUAGUUUCUAUGAAUGAUGAUGGGAAAGUAGUAGUUUUGUCUGGAGAUCAUGGAGGAAAGGAGCCAGUCAAUAAAGGGAAGAGGAAACUCACAUUAAGCAGUAUUCCAUUUUCAUUAACAUGCUUGCUUCAUAAGAAUUACAUCUUGGCUGACCCUACCGCAGAGGAAGAGUCUGUAAUGGAAACUCUUGUAACUGUGGUUUUGGAUUCAUCUGGUCAACUUGUGUCUCUUUACAAGCCAGGUGGACCUGUUCUUGCCUAUACAUCAGCUAUCCAGGAUUGUGUUGCACUGACUAGGCAAAGAGCGAGGGAGCUUCAAAUGAUCUUAGAUGAAGUCACCUCCAGUAUGGAGGUUGAUUAG
This is a messenger RNA of Prunus armeniaca (apricot), 900 nucleotides long. Lineage: Eukaryota; Viridiplantae; Streptophyta; Magnoliopsida; Rosales; Rosaceae. The record is from the annotation of a GenBank genome assembly.